Molecule: messenger RNA, 2129 nt
Organism: Hordeum vulgare subsp. vulgare (domesticated barley)
Lineage: Eukaryota; Viridiplantae; Streptophyta; Magnoliopsida; Poales; Poaceae
Product: metal transporter Nramp6-like
Exons: 4
Coding region: 88-1731 (547 amino acids)
Biological process (GO): metal ion transport
Cellular component (GO): membrane
Molecular function (GO): manganese ion transmembrane transporter activity; cadmium ion transmembrane transporter activity
Source: RefSeq, a predicted model, not a curated record
CGGUUGGGGAGGCUGGCACGUGCCGACCACGUGCCCCGCGAAAUCGCCGCACCGUCGCGGCGUAAACUCGCACAGAAACGCAUCUCGAUGUCCGCCCACGCCGGCUCCGGCGCCGCGGGAGACGCCGGUGCGGCCCGAGCCGACGAUGAGGCGCUCGCCCUCCUUCCCGCCUCGGCGCCCGGGGGCGACCACGGCGACGGCGGCAGCAGCAGCGGCCGCGAGGAGGAGGAGGACCUCGAGGAGCGCGCGUUCGAGGCGUCCGAGAAGGUCAUCGUCUCCAUCUCGGACGACCCGGACGCGGACGCCGACCUGGAGGCGCAGCUCGCCUCGUCCUCGGGCUCGCCGCCCUUCUCGUGGCGGAAGCUCUGGCUCUUCACGGGCCCCGGCUUCCUGAUGAGCAUCGCCUUCUUGGACCCGGGCAACCUCGAGGGGGACCUCCAGGCCGGUGCCGCGGCCGGAGACACGCUGCUGUGGCUGCUCAUGUGGGCCACCGCCAUGGGCCUCCUCGUGCAGCUCCUCGCCGCGCGCCUCGGGGUCGCCACCGGCCGGCACCUCGCCGAGCUCUGCCGCGACGAGUACCCCGACUGGGCGCGCCGCGCUCUCUGGCUCAUGGCCGAGGUCGCCAUGGUCGGCGCUGACAUCCAGGAGGUCAUUGGAAGCGCGAUCGCCAUCAAGAUCCUUAGCAAUGGGUAUCUGCCGCUCUGGGCCGGCGUUGUCAUCACCGCCUUGGAUUGUUUCAUUUUCCUUUCUCUUGAGAACUAUGGUGUGAGGAAACUGGAAGCUGUAUUUGCAGUUUUGAUUGCAACGAUGGCAGUGUCCUUUGCAUGGAUGUUCACUGAUACCAAGCCUAAUGGAAAGGACCUGUUAAUUGGUAUUUUGGUUCCAAAAUUGAGCUCUAAGACAAUAAGACAAGCAGUUGGGGUUGUUGGUUGUGUUAUUAUGCCCCACAACGUUUUCCUCCAUUCAGCGCUUGUACAAUCGAGAAAAAUAGACCCAAAAAAGGAGUAUCAAGUCCGUGAAGCAUUGAGAUACUACUCAAUAGAGUCAACGGUCGCGUUGGCUAUAUCCUUCAUGAUAAAUCUCUUUGUCACAACUGUUUUCGCUAAAGGAUUCUAUGGUAGUAAAGAAGCUGGCAGUAUCGGCCUCGAAAACGCUGGGCAAUAUCUACAAGAGAAGUUUGGUGGGGGCUUUUUACCUAUCCUCUACAUUUGGGGGAUUGGGCUACUAGCGGCCGGGCAGAGUAGCACAAUAACAGGAACUUAUGCUGGACAGUUUAUAAUGGGUGGGUUCCUAAAUUUGAGGUUAAAGAAAUGGCUCAGGGCGCUAAUCACCAGAAGCUUCGCAAUUGUGCCGACUAUAAUUGUGGCUCUGUUCUUUGAUUCAUCUGAUGCACUAGAUGUUCUAAACGAGUGGCUCAAUGUGCUUCAAUCAAUUCAGAUUCCUUUUGCACUGAUUCCUCUGAUAACCUUGGUAUCCAAGGAACAAGUCAUGGGCGUUUUUAGAAUAGGUCGUAAAAUGCAAGCUGUAACUUGGACAGUGGCUGCACUAUUGAUCACAAUCAACGGAUAUCUCUUGGUUGACUUCUUCUCAUCUGAAAUACGAGGUCCAUUGUACGGCUCGGUUCUCUGCGUGGCAGUACUUGCCUAUGCCUCAUUCGUAUUGUACCUCAUUCUGCGGGGCACCGAAAUCUCCAACCAGAUGAUCGUGGCGAUACGCAAGAGGUUGUCAUGACAGCUGUAACCAAAUUUUGCUCUCUUAUUACACAACCAUAACCUCUCAACUUAUAGAAGGCUUCUCUUCGAGAACACAGACCGGGGAUCCACAGUGUACAGUGACAUUUGAGUUGUUGCAAUAGACCCGAACCAGCGGAAGGUGGGAAAUUUACAGGGCAGUGAAUUGGUGAUGCUGCUGAACAGCUUCGCGUUCAUUCCUUUUGUCUAAUUCUUUAUUUGUCGGCAAACUAAGGCGUAGAGACAGAGAAGAGUAGAAGAGGAAGAAAGCAGUGUAAUCUUAUACUUCAUCUGUACAUGAAACCAUUUCUAUCUGGACAGUGAAUGUGAUGACCCAAUUCUGACUAUUGUUUGUACGAAUGUCUCCAUGAUAUGUUAUUGGUACUGAUACUUCGGUGA